Cydia amplana is the source of this 1935-nucleotide messenger RNA. RefSeq names its product sodium/nucleoside cotransporter 1-like. Gene Ontology annotation, cellular component: plasma membrane. The coding region runs from base 109 to 1887 and encodes 592 amino acids. The transcript has 15 exons. Gene Ontology annotation, molecular function: nucleoside:sodium symporter activity. Gene Ontology annotation, biological process: nucleoside transmembrane transport. NCBI's taxonomy places the organism in Eukaryota, Metazoa, Arthropoda, Insecta, Lepidoptera, Tortricidae. The record is from RefSeq and is a predicted model, not a curated record.
CGCUGCAUUCAGUAUCUGACAUUAUGCAGAAGUGUCAGCCUUGAAUUAUAAACAUAAAUUUUGGAGGGUUUUAGUGUUCCUUCAAGUUAGAUUGGAAAAGUUACAAAAAUGGAGUCAGAAGUUAGGAAACGAGAAUCGGCAAAAUCGCAUAAUGUAACAGAGAUAGAGAUGGAUGACGUUCCGAAGCAAAAUGGCCAAAACGAAGUCAACGGAGAGGUAACCUUCGAGCCCCUGGACCACGACCCCUCAGGCUGGCUGGAGACGACCCUGGCCAGCGUGGGCAGCUCCACCGAGGACUUCUUCAAGAAGAACAAGUCUGGCUUCGGCACCAUCAUGAGCUUCGUGCUGAACGGCCUCGUGAUAGGAUAUUUUAUAGGAUGCUUGUAUUAUUAUUUAGAAUAUACUAACGCCCCCCUCUACCUCUGCGAGGGUUUCGGUAGCCUCGUCGCCUUCCUCGGCAUCAUAUACUUCUUUCUCAUCUACUUUUAUGUUGUGAAGCGCUACUUCGGCGCGUGGCUCUCUAAGAAUGUGUACGGCAACAUUGGUGCUGCUGGUAGCUUCGUUUGGAAGUUUAUGUGGUUGAGAUUGAUUUUAUCUGUGGCGUUACUGGUGGGCAUCGCCAUAUUCCUGUACGUCGACACAAGGGAUCAACCGGAUCGCCUCAUCUCACUGAGUGGGAUCGGCAUCAUAUUGCUGCUAGGAUUCGUGUUCUCCAAGCACCCAGGACGGAUAGCAUGGCGGACAGUAUGCAGCGGGUUGCUACUGCAGUUCACGUUCGCUCUGCUCUUCAUCCGGUGGGACCCGGGCCGGACAGCGCUGCAGUGUUUUUCUGAUAAGGUUGCGACGUUCCUAUCAUACGGUAUAGAGGGCGCUGCGUUUGCCUUCGGUAAUCUCCUUGUGAGGACAGAGAAUGUCUUCGCUUUUGCCUCCCUGCCCGUGAUAUUCUUCUUCAGCAUGCUGGUAGAGGUGAUGUUCUACUGGGGCGCACUGCAGUGGUUCUGCAGCAAACUCGGAGAGUUGCUGCAAACAGCUACAGCUACUACUGUGUGCGAGAGUGUCAUCGCUGUCGCUAACUGCUUCCUUGGAAUGACAGAGUCCGUGCUGCUGAUCAAGGCGUACAUCCGGGUGCUGACACCGUCCGAGCUGCACGUCGUCAUGGCCUCGGGCUUCGCCACCGUCUCUGGUACGAUACUAGCUACAUACAUCGCGUUUGGGGCGGAGCCGGCGCACCUGGUGACCGCCAGUGUCAUGUCGGCCCCGGCUGCUUUAUGCUACGCCAAGCUGCUUUUGCCGGAGACCAAGCGAUCGCUAACGUCGGUGGAUAAUAUCCAGCCUGUGGUCAGUGAGGACCAAUCUGCCCUGUCAGCAGCGACUCGUGGCGCGACCAACGGCAUCGCGCUCAUCCUCAACAUCAUCGCCAACAUCGUGGCUUUCGUGUCGUUCAUCGCGUUCGCCAACGGCGUGCUGGGCUACUGCGGGGGCCUGCUGGGGAACCCGGGACUUAAUCUGGAGUGGAUCUUUGGGAAGGUCUUUAUCCCGCUCUGUUAUGUGAUGGGGGUACCGUGGGACGAGUGUGAGCUGGUAGGAUCUCUCGUGGGUCUCAAGACAGUGGUCAACGAGUUUGUAGCUUAUCAGAGGAUGGGCGAGAUGAAACGGGACGGACUGCUCUCUCCUCGCGGUGAGAUCGUGGCAACUUUUGCGCUUUGCGGGUUCACCAACCCGAGCUCCAUGGGAAUCAUGAUCGGUGCGCUGUCCGCCAUGGCGCCGAACCAACGCGAGGCUCUCUCUAGCGUGGCGCUGCGAGCGCUGUUCGCAGGCUGCGGGAUCUGCUUCUUGAACGCAUGCUUUGCAAGUUUGCUAAUGCCGGGCGAUUCAUUCGGAGCAUGAACUUUAAGUCGGAAGCACAGGAUGUACUUAGUGUAAUAUGUACUGUUU